Molecule: messenger RNA, 586 nt
Organism: Coccinella septempunctata (seven-spotted ladybird)
Lineage: Eukaryota; Metazoa; Arthropoda; Insecta; Coleoptera; Coccinellidae
Exons: 4
Coding region: 38-586 (182 amino acids)
Source: RefSeq, a predicted model, not a curated record
UUUAUAUUACGGUUUGUUUUUUUCAUUUUGGAAAUGAAUGAAAUUUCCAAUGAAUCGUGCGAACAUGAAGUUGACUCUUAUUUUUUUAUCGGUUGGUGUUUGCAUGGCGAAGAAAGGCGUUAUGUUCGAGACAGCAGAAAUUCCAUUCAUGGAUCCAAAGUAUGGAACAGCCACUUGUUAUUCGAAUAAAUACAAUGCUACCACAUUCUUGGUAAACGCGAGAGUGAAUUUCACCACAGAUCUUCCACUUGAUUCUGUUGUCGCCGUGGAUAUUUACAAACUUUCUGACAACACAUAUAAGAAAACUGCGUUGUCGAUGAAGAAAAAAAUAUGUCAGUUUCUAGACUCGGGGGAAUAUAGAAUUAUGUGGUCCUCCUAUAUGGAUGAAAGGUUCAAUAUCCCCAAGAAAUGUCCCAUCUCCAAAGGGUACUACAUGGCUAAAGACAUCGAUCCAAAUCGUCUGGUAGCAAAUGAACUCUUCAAUUUUCUACCAUCUUGGAGUAUCAAAGUUGAAGUAGCAAUAACCAGCAAGAAUGAACCCAUAAUGAACAUGAAAUUCCGUUUCAAAGUGGUAGAUGCCUACUAA